UAUAAAAGGGAGUGGUAGAGUAUGCCCCUUGACAUCCCAUGAGUCAGUAAGCCAAGCGAGAGAAAUAUGUGUGGUCGAAGAAAUUGAGUACCUGUAGAGCGUGCGUGAAAACAUAUUCAAACAUUUUGUCAACAAGAUUUACUCUCACUGAAGAAUGAUCUCUGUAGGCUUGUGGCAUCUCCUCCAAAUAUUUACAUGUUUUCUGCUUUUGACUCAAUCAUUUUCUAAAGAUGAUCGAAAGACUUACAUCGUCUACAUGGGCGAUUAUCCGAAGGGUGUGGGAUUCGCAGAAUCACUUCACACUAGUAUGGUUGAGAGUGUCCUCGGCAGAAAUUUUCCACCAGAUGCUUUGCUGCAUAGCUACAAGAGUUUGAAUGGAUUUGUGGCGAGGCUAACAAAAGAAGAAGCAAACAGAAUGAGAGGAAUGGAUAGUGUGGUCUCUGUUAUACCAGACAGAAUCCAUAAGCCACAAACAACAAGGUCUUGGGACUUUCUUGGCUUCCCCGAAAAUGUUCAAAGAAACAUUAUAGCAGAGAGCAACACAAUCGUUGGAGUGAUCGAUAGCGGAAUUUGGCCUGAAUCUGAUAGCUUUAAUGAUGCUGGAUUUGGUCCACCACCAAAGAAAUGGAAGGGCAUUUGCCAGAACUUCACUUGCAAUAACAAAAUAAUUGGAGCACAAUAUUUUCGCACUAAGGGUUUUUUUGAGAAAGAUGACAUCAAGUCUCCAAUUGAUACAACUGGUCAUGGGAGUCAUUGUGCUUCCACUGCUGCGGGAAACCCAGUUAGGUCCGCGAGUCUAUUAGGGUUUGGCUCAGGGACAGCCAGAGGAGGAGUUCCAUCAGCACGUAUUGCUGUGUAUAAAGUGUGUUGGGCAACGGGUUGUGACACUACAGACAUCCUUAAAGCCUAUGAUGCAGCCAUUGCAGAUGGUGUUGACAUCCUUUCCGUCUCAGUGGGAGCUACACAGCUUACACACAACAAGUAUUUUAAAGACGUACACGCAAUAGGAGCUUUCCAUGCAAUGAAGAAAGGCAUAUUAACAUCAACAUCUGCGGACAAUUUGGGUCAAUUAGGUCCUUACUCAACCUCAAAGUUUGCACCUUGGUUGCUUAGUGUAGCUGCCUCCACCAUAGAUAAAAAGUUUUUCACUAAGAUCCAGUUGGGAAAUGGCAAGAUCUAUGAGGGAGUUUCAGUAAAUGCAUUUGAUCUCCACAAUAUACAGCAUCCAUUAAUUUAUGCUGGAGAUGCAUCCAUCAUCAAGGGUAACAGUUCCAAUGCUAGGUAUUGCCAAGAAAACGCUUUGGAUAAAGCUUUGGUGAAGGGAAAAAUCCUUUUGUGUGAUAACAUUCCUUAUCCAUCAUUUGUGGGAUUUGCUCAAGGGGCUGUUGGUGUUAUAAUUAGAAGUAAUGUUUCUUUAGCUGUGUCAGAUGUAUUUCCCCUGCCAGCGGCUCACAUUACUCACAAUGACGGGGCACAAAUAUAUUCUUAUUUAAAGUCAACAAGUAAUCCAACAGCGACUAUAUUUAAGAGUUAUGAAGGCAAAGAUCCAUUAGCCCCAUAUAUUGAUUCAUUCUCAGGUAGAGGUCCAAACAAAAUCACUCCAAAUAUUCUAAAGCCUGAUUUAGCUGCUCCAGGGGUUAACAUUCUAGCUGCAUGGUCUCCAAUUGCUCCUAUCUCCGGAGUUAAAGGAGAUAAGAGAAUUUCAAAAUACAAUAUACUAUAUGGAACUUCAAUGGCAUGUCCUCAUGUUACUGCAGCAGCUGUUUACAUCAAAUCAUUUCAUCCCAACUGGUCUCCUGCAGUGAUUAAAUCCGCAUUAAUGACAACUGCUACUCCAAUGCGUGAUAUACUUAAUCAUGGAAAUGCUGAAUUUGGUUAUGGUGCUGGGCAAAUCAAUCCUAUGAAGGCAGUAAAACCUGGAUUAGUUUACGAUGCUACUGAAAUUGAUUAUGUCAAGUUUCUGUGUGGAGAUGGUUAUAGUGGAUUUAUGGACAAAAUUACAGGAGAUAAUAAAACCACUUGUACACCAGCAAAUACAGGAAGUGUUUUGGACCUUAAUCUCCCAUCUUUUGCUCUAUCCACAACUCGCUCAAAGUAUAUUAGUGCCACUUUUAGUAGAACUGUUACUAAUGUUGGAUCAGCUAAAUCCAUAUAUAAAGCCACAGUAACUACACCUCCAUCAUCUUCUUCCUUAAACAUCAAAGUAGUGCCAGAUGUUUUGGUCUUCUCGUCUUUGGAGGAGAAGAUGUCGUUCACCCUUAAGAUUGAAGGAAGCAUUAACAAUGCAAAUAUAGUUUCUUCGUCUUUGGUUUGGGAUGAUGGCACUUUUCAAGUAAGGAGCCCCGUCGUUGUUUAUGUUCCUCCGUAAGUUCUCUGCUGCGAACACUUGUCAAUGAAGAAGCAAGCAACAUGCAUGAAUGGAAAUGAUUAAUGUGUUAUUUAUAAUCGGUUUGCUUUUUCUUCUUCCCUUUGAAGUGUUAGUGAAUAAAUAUUCUAGGUGUGUUCUAAGCCAGAAUUGAUGGCAAGUGCUUUUGUAAGCCAGGAAUAAAAUCAAGAUAACGAUUUACUAUUAUCUAAAGUAUUUUCUAUUCA
This is a messenger RNA of Glycine soja, 2592 nucleotides long. Its product is annotated as cucumisin-like. Gene Ontology annotation, biological process: proteolysis. The transcript has 11 exons. Gene Ontology annotation, molecular function: serine-type endopeptidase activity. The record is from RefSeq and is a predicted model, not a curated record. Bases 155 to 2368 code for a protein of 737 amino acids. NCBI's taxonomy places the organism in Eukaryota, Viridiplantae, Streptophyta, Magnoliopsida, Fabales, Fabaceae.